Parascedosporium putredinis is the source of this 864-nucleotide messenger RNA. Lineage: Eukaryota; Fungi; Ascomycota; Sordariomycetes; Microascales; Microascaceae. The record is from the annotation of a GenBank genome assembly.
AUGCGACGGCCUGGCGAGGACGAUAGCGAAUCCGUCUUUGAUAGGGAGGCCGCAGGAAAGAUUCCGGAAAGCUCGGAGCCAUCCAGCCCGAUCACCACCCACGAAAGCCACCCGGUGGCGAGGAAACCUACCCCCGCCGCCCCUCCGCCCCGGCGCAAACGACCAGAAAGCGUCAUCCAAGACCGCCACGGGAGCGCCAGCACUGCGGCUACCCACACGGUACCUGAGCUACGUCGCAAAAACUCGGCAGAAUCAACCCGCUCGCGCUCCGAAAGCAUUCGCUCAAUCGCUCCCGCCCCGCCACCUUCGCGCCGACCGACGGUGAGCCAUAGGCCUACAGGCUCCAAUGUGUCCCUAUCGACACAACCCUUCCCUUCCCCGCCUCUGCCAUCACCCCAUAUCGCGAUGCUGGAUGCGACGCACUACCCUACUAGCCCCCAGCCUAUCGCCAGUCCCUCGUCGGUCGGAGGCAUGUCGGGCACAAAGGUGGCGCCACCCCCGCCGCCAACGAGGGCCGCCUCAACAAGACGACAGUCAAGCACGAGCAGUAUCGAGGCAGUUUCGAGGCGUACAACCCCCGUACCCCCGCCUCCUCCUCGUCGGACCCGCGGUGGCAGUCGCGGCAGUGUUGACCUCGCGCCGAGUAAUGUGAGAGUUGUUAGCGGAGGGGAAGGCGCCCGUAGCCCUCAUGCACCAGUAGAAACUCUUCAAGAGGUAGACGAAGGCUUCGGCGCUGCCACGGCUGAUGCGCCGGCCCCUCCUGACGAUGGCCAGGCAGGCGCUAUUCUCGCUGAUCUUGACGCAUUGCAACGUGAGGUGGAGGCACUACAGCAGCAAUACGCUUCAGCCCAUGGUGGCAAGUGA